GUGAAUUUAGCAGCUUCACCUCACUCAGUCAUGAGCCUUGAAUUUUCAUGACAGCAAAGACGCCAUCUCAGAGUCUGGAGACACACGAACUGGCCAUGAACAUUGAAAGACGGUCGCCGAGGCCGUUUUCCUUUCGCCCCCCACUGGCACCAUGAUUCGCCGCGCGGCCGCCGCUGUCGCUGGUGCCCGCGUCAGGCAACCUCGGAGGCCGCGAGCGCUGCCGCUUGAGCCGUUGAUACACCCCAAGGAACCAGACGGUCCGCUGCCGGGGCCUCCCCCAGAGCGCCGCCCGCAGGAGCUGGAGAACCCGCUGCAGACGAAGACGCUGCCCGAAAACUACCAGACCGCACUCCAACUGCUCUCGCUCAUCCCCACCAACCAGGCCGUCCGUUCCCAGUUUGGCGCCGAGGCCGAGGCCGAGGCCGAGGCCGGCGGCGGCGGAGAGGGCGAGCGGCGACGGCUCAACAGCGGCUCGGUCGAGGAGAUGCGCGAGCUUCUCAAGCGUGCCGGACUGACGCGCCAGGGGGCCAGCCCUCGGCUCCGCUGCAUCCACAUUGCCGGCUCCAAGGGCAAAGGCACUGUGGCCGCCAUGACCACGGCCCUCUUGCUCAGGGGCGGCCCCUACGAGGGCGUCGGGGACCCGGGCCCCGUUGGCACCUACACGAGCCCGCACGUGGCCUCGGUCCGCGAGCGCAUCAUGCUCGACGGCGAGCCCGUGUCCGAGGAGCUCUUCGCCCGCCGCUUCUUUGAGCUUUGGCGGCAGCUGCGCCAGACGGAGCCCGACCAGUUUCUCCGCUACGACUUGGGCGCGGAGAGGGGCAUCCGGGCGAGCGGGCGCUGGCCGCUCGUCGAGCACACUGAGAUCGUUGCCGCCGGGCGCAUGCCCUUCUUCUUCCGCUUCAUGACCCUGCUCGCCUUCCGCGUAUUCCGAGGCGCCAACGUGCGCACUGCCGUCGUCGAGUGCGGCAUCGGCGGCGAGUACGACUCGACCAACUUCCUUGGUAGCGAGCACGUCACCGUCGCCGUUGUGACCUCGAUCGAAGUCGAACAUGCCGAAAUGCUGGGCGACACGCGCGGCUCCAUCGCCUGGCACAAAGCAGGCAUCUUCAAGCCGGGCGUCGCUGCCGUUGUCGUCCGGCCGCACCUGUCUUACGGCGCCUUCGAGUUCAUGUGGUGGAUGAACCACAGCGACUCGCCCGACGCGCAGGGCGCCCCCAGACUGCCAGCGCUCCGCCCCGACGACGAGGCGCUCUUGAAGAAGAGGCUGGAGCUGGGGCUGCCGAUACGCAACGACCCCGCCGAUGCGAGCGGCGCCAAUGCCGUCAUGGCCGUGUUCUGGGCUCGCGCUCUACGCAACAGGGUCGAGAUGAUGAUAGACGUGCCCGAGAACGUUGGAGAAUGUGUCCCCUCUGUCCGCGCGCAGCAGUUGCUCGGCCAGGCUAUCCUGCGACGACCCUAUGCCAUGCUAAACAUGUCGUUGGCCGUCAGCGCCGUCAAGCAGCACAUCCGUAAGCUGAGGGAGGAGGAGGCACUGGGCCACAGGCCUAGAGUCAGGGCCAUCAAGCCCCACGAGGCACCCGUCGACCUGGCCAAUCGCUUUUCUAUGUUUCCUCGCAAGUCUACCGGCCGCUGGGAAGAGAUUGUAGGGCCAGAACACAUGAAGGCCAUGCGUGGGGUCGCGCCCCGUGGCCGCGGCGAGGUCGUUCCCAUCGAGAUCCCCGACGAGAUACACGCCCGGCCGUUCACGCCGCCGGUAAUGAGGAAGGUCUACUACUACCUGGAUGGGGCACACACCCACGACAGCCUCACGGCCACCGCCCACUGGUUCGUGGCGUGCGUGCAAGAAGCGAUGGCGUCCGACGCGAGCCGAGGGGCCCCGCUCCCGGCCGUCGUCGUCAUGUUCAACCAGCAGGAACGCAGCCACGCGCUGGAGCUGCUGGAGGCGGUCCUCACUCAGCUGCGCCUGGCGGGCAUGCGCUGCGACCUCGUCGUGCUCACGCGGAACGAGCCCUACGGCGAACUGGACACGGAGAAGGACCUGACGGUACAGAUGCGCAUGGGGCAAGUGGCGAACGGCGCCGGCCACAGGACUGCCGUCUUUGAAAACGUCGGCGCGGCCAAGGCGGAGUGCGAGAGGCUCGGCGCUGCGCCCCAGGAGCCUCCAGAUUCCAAGUCUCGAUCCGUCCACGUCCUGGUCACGGGCAGCUUCAACCUUGUCAAGGGCUUCUUGGUGCUACACGAGGGAGGGAACGACGUGCAACAGCGCAGGGCCUGGAAGUCGCAAGUGUAAAUGUAUACGGGGUGUUUGCGGGAAGGGCGCAUCGACGGAGGCAACAGCGAGGCGUAUGGAUCAAGUCUAUAAACACGACUUUACUUGGGUAUCAUCUGGAUUUCUAUGAUUUGUCUCACUUCUUGGACUCUGAAUUAUACCCAUCAAAGGGUUUCCGCCUUCUCCAAUAUCCCAAGGACUCCUCCUACCAAAUGGACACUGCCC
Gaeumannomyces tritici R3-111a-1 is the source of this 2494-nucleotide messenger RNA. Its product is annotated as folylpolyglutamate synthase. The transcript has a single exon. The record is from RefSeq and is a predicted model, not a curated record. Bases 152 to 2290 code for a protein of 712 amino acids. Lineage: Eukaryota; Fungi; Ascomycota; Sordariomycetes; Magnaporthales; Magnaporthaceae. Gene Ontology annotation, biological process: tetrahydrofolylpolyglutamate biosynthetic process. Gene Ontology annotation, cellular component: cytoplasm; cytosol; mitochondrion. Gene Ontology annotation, molecular function: ATP binding; tetrahydrofolylpolyglutamate synthase activity.